Podarcis muralis (Common wall lizard) is the source of this 2311-nucleotide messenger RNA. Its product is annotated as butyrophilin subfamily 1 member A1-like. The record is from RefSeq and is a predicted model, not a curated record. NCBI's taxonomy places the organism in Eukaryota, Metazoa, Chordata, Lepidosauria, Squamata, Lacertidae. Gene Ontology annotation, molecular function: protein binding.
GAGACUCAAUGCCUACAGUGAACAGGAAUGGGGCCACACGAGGGCAGCAUAAGCACAGGAAAGGAGCCUGUAACUGGAGAAGGAUGAGGGUGGGAUUUCUUUAAUGGAGGAGAACUGGGAUUCCCAGCAUGCAACAAUUGGAUAGCUUUAGCCUUCGAAUCCCAAGCUAUUGAGAAGAGUGGCGGAAAAUGACAGACCAAAGGGAGGGGGGGGUGCACCAAAGAAACAGAGUGGAUCACAGUCUUACCAAACUGAAAAUCAGCAAAGAAGAAGAACAUCAAGAAAAUGAAUGUGCAUAUGUGUAUGUGUGGUUUAGAUUUCAAAAAAUGUAUAAGACCCCUGCUCCUAUUACUUUAACAGCUGACGAACCCCCAGGCCAUGAAAAGCUUCCCUUAUUGAUCUCUGCAGAUGGAGCUCCUGUUAAAGUUACUCAAUGAUUAUUUCCUCUUAAGCAGCUGGCUAUCUAAUGUAUGCUUGUUUUCCUAUAGAGCCAGAGCAGCUCGUUUUUUUGAGAAAGGUUUCUAACCUUUUUUUAGCUAUAAACUUUGAAGGAAGCCACAGUGUUCAAAGUCUGCGCGGCACAAGCAAGCUAUGACGACACUUUCAACUUUGGGAGGGGGGCAGAAUUGAGUUUUACCUUCCCCGGAACUUUCACUUUCAUUUGCUGUGCCAUGCCAAAGAGAACAACCGCAGCAAGGAAGGAACGCUCACAGCUCAUGACACUUUGCAGAAACUGGUCAGCCCCAUCUUUGCUUCUUCAAUCCAAUCAGAAGAGAAUUGACUCCCCUUCCUUCUCCUAGAGACCAUUUUUCCUCCUUCCGUAAACCUUUGACUGGGAGGGGCCAAGAUGUCCAACAGUGUCUGCUGCAAAUUGGUGGACUACUUGGACGAGCUCACAGAGGAGGAAUUCAAGAGAUUUAAGAUGCACCUUGAAGACUACCCACUGGAGCAAGGCUACAAGCCGAUCCGGCACUGUAAGAUCGAGAAGGCUGACCUCACUGAAAUAGCACGGCUCAUGGUCAGGGCCUACGAGGAGGCGAAAGCAUUGCAGAUGACAGUCAACAUCCUCGACCGAAUAAAUAGAAAGGAUCUGUCGGCAAAAGUCAAACAAGAGAUGCCAGCAUUUUUCCUGCAGCCUACAAAAGCAGCGGCCUCGACCAGGGAAGAAAAAAGAAAACGGGAAGAAAGGUUGCUGUCCAGUAUCACUGACAAGUUUUGUGGGACUCAAAAUAAAGUGGAAGUCAUACUGGAUCCCAAGACAGCCUUCCCUACCCUCAUCCUUUCUGAAGAUCGGAAAAGUGUAUACCUGGGCAGGCAGGCCCAGGUUCUUCCUGACAACCCUGAGCGCUUCAAUUUUUCGCCAUGUGUCCUCGGAGCAGAAGGCAUCACCUCUGGGACUAUGGAAUGGGUGGUAGAGGUGGGCAAGGCCAAAGCAUGGGCCAUCGGGGCAGUCCGGGAACCCACAGGGAGAAAAUGGUACCAAUGCAUCAGAGUUACUGAGGGGUUUUGGGCACUGCAGCUGAUUGAGGGAGAAUACAUGGCCUCUACCUCUCCUUCCACUGUCCUUCCACUGUGGAAAUCCCCGCGACGGAUCAAGAUACUUCUGGAGUACGAUUUUGAAAUCCUCUCCUUUUAUGACGCCGACUCCAUGGAACUUAUCUAUACUUUCAACUAUCCUUUCUCUGAGAGGAUGUUUCCCUUUUUCCAGGUCUGGGAUACCGAGAUCCCCCUGAAAAUCUCAUAAGGGCACAUUUUUAAGAUGACUUAGGCUGCAAUCCUACACUAGGGCUGUGUACGCGUUCCUGUUUGCUCCGCAACAGGUGUGGUUCCAUCGCUGGCUUGGGAGCAGUGUACACAACAUUAGUUACAGUCCAUACGUGGUUUCCUAGGAAAUAAUCACAUUUUGAUGUGUUUUCUGCCAAACCUGCAUGGAUUCAAACAGAGGAAUCAGGACAACCUAGUUAUGUGUACACAGCCUUAGAUGUGGCAAGAAACAGUGAAUCCACCAACCAAUUAUGAAAUUGAGCCGGUAAUUUAAGGAGAGAUGAGUUGGUGAAAUGGCCCCUCAGCUGGUUCCUGGUACCGACCAAAGAGGAAUGGUUAUGUAAAUUAUGUGAAUAUUUGGAACUGGCCAAAUUGACGGAUGUAAUAAGACUAAAGCCAAUGAAUGCAGUCAAGAAGGAAUGGAAGUGCUUGAAUGAUUAUUUAGAAAGACAAGGUUCUAAUGUAAAAAUUUGGCUGUGUCUAGAAUGACCUCGUGAAUGGAAAAGGGGAAAUAUACAUAUAUACAUAUCUAUAUAUUAAGAUGAAA